This is a messenger RNA of Lachancea sp. 'fantastica', 2181 nucleotides long. The record is from the annotation of a GenBank genome assembly. Lineage: Eukaryota; Fungi; Ascomycota; Saccharomycetes; Saccharomycetales; Saccharomycetaceae.
AUGUCUUCACAAGCUAUUCCAAACGUCCUGGUUCUCUCGCUCGACCACUCUACCGAAAAACUGCAGCCCAAGCGUUUAAGAGUCCCAAGAGCUUGCGAUGUGUGUCGCCAAAGAAAGGUAAGAUGUGAUGGACGACGCCCCUGUAUACACUGCACCGUGUAUUCUCAUAACUGUACGUACAGCCCCAUUUCACGAGCAAUCAGAAAGUCCCGGACACUUUCAAAUGCCCGAGAAUCCAGUAUGAGUAACGAGAUUCCCUUCAAGAAGAAAAGUGCACUUUCCAAGAGUCAAACGUCAAACUCAACCGAUUUAAAAAGCUAUAAGCGGAUCUUCAAUGCCUUAUUUCCAAAUUUAGAAGAUCCGAUAGAUGAGGCUUCCACCGAUAGGCUGAUUGAACUCAUAGAGCGUAGUAAUUUCCAGGGUCUAUUGGAUGUCAAAUCCAUAGAAUCCAAGUUUCUCGAACUACCCCAAUUCGACGGCCAAUCAAGAACUGACAGUCACCUCAAUAAUGACGGUCCGGCUAUAUACCCGAUUGAGAUGAAAAUUGUGCUUCCUCCGCUUGACAUGGCCAAAAAUUUGGUCUACAAAAGCUGGCGAUGUGCGUUCGUCCUUUUCCGUUUCAAUCACCGGCCCACUCUUAUAAAAGUGCUUGAAAGUCUGUACACCACUGCUCCAGAAGACUACAGCAACGAACAGAAUAAUGCGCUGCCGCUCAUAUACUCGAUUUUGGCUGUAGGUGCUCUCUUCACCAAAGAUGACUUCAGUCAAGACAAAGCUAUUCAAGAUUUUUUUCACCAGGAAGGUUACAAGUAUUUCACUGCGGCGAGCAAAAUGAUAGAUAUCACUAACGUGUCAGACGUGUGCGCUAUUCAGACCAUUUUCAUGAUGACUAUCUUUUUGCAGUGCUCUGCCAAAUUGACGACAUGUUACUCGCUGAUCGGAAUUGCUUUGAGAGCUGCUUUACGAAUUGGUCUACAUAAAAAAUCCAGUCUUUGGAACUGCUCUCUUAUUGAGGCGGAGGUUCGGAAGCGACUUUUUUGGACGAUUUACAAGAUGGACGUUUAUGUUAACGUAAUCAUGGGUCUUCCCGUCACCAUUGCAGAUAGCGAUAUUGACCAAGAACUACCUGAAAACUACCACGAUGACGAUAUGACUGAUGAGGGUAUCGAGAUCAAUUCUUGGAGCUACCAAAUCAGCAGUUGCGCCCUGAGCAAUGAGCAUACAAAGCUUACCAGGAUCACCAAACGAAUUUAUGACGAGACGCGAUCCCACAAGAAAAACGAGACAUCGAGGUCACUGCCUACAAAUGAGGUUGUUGGUGCUCUGGAACAUGAAUUAGUACAAUGGCGACAGGCCCUUCCCCCGCAGCUAGUGCCAGGAUAUGAAUUUGUUGAUCUCGAAGAGACCAAAUCAUACAGGCUAGCCAAUUAUUUUCUGAACUUUGAUUACCUCCAUGCCACUAUUAUGCUUUACAGACCCUUUAUUGACACUUUAUUUAUGAACCCAGACCAACUAGCAUCUAGAAAAACGGAGUUGGAGCUGGGAAUCAAGUGCUUGAAAACCGCACAACAAAUAGUGGCAUCAGCGGGCAAAAUGUGUGGCCAAAAGAUUCUUUGCGGAAGCUACUGGUUUUCCGUUCACACUAUUUUCUUGGGAGUGACGAAUUUGAUGUACAUUGUCCAUCAGGCACAGCUGAAGGAACAAAGCGUUUUUAAUAAUUCCAGUCUGAAAGAGGUGCAAAAAGACUUGAAAAAGGGCAUAGACCUUUUGCAAGAACUGAGAAGCUGUUCAGUAACGAGCGAACGAACAUUUAAUGUACUAAGCAAGCUGUUUGAAAAGUUCACCAACCGGUCUCUCGAAGGCUCUGUUGAGGAAUUCAACAAUUUGAAUCUUGGAGAAAUGUCAGGCUUUGCAAACGCUUCCACUUUUAACCACCAUGACUUACAGGCUUACAUUACACCAACAACUCCUCGAUACCAUGAUACAAAUGGUGCCGUGCCAACGAAGCUUGGUGAUUCGACCAUUUUCGAAAAUGAAACACCAUUGCAAUCAGGCAGCGACGCAUUUGAUCCUACGUUGGUCAAUAGCUACAAGCAAACGCGUCUCGCUUCCUUUUUCGAGGAUUCCUACCUCACGGGAAUGCCCGAGGAGUGGAACUCUUUAUUCGAAGCUGAACUAUGA